AUGUGUGUCCACUUUUUUUCAUCAACUGCUGAGAAAAAUAUCACGCCCCAGAAUGUGUGGAGUAAAAUGAAGCAAAGAGUCGUGGCAGCCGACAUUAUGAAGAAAUAUUCAGAGCCUUGUUUGAGACCCAUCGUCCCAGGACCCACAGCAUCUGCCAAAACAUUCACCAGCGCAAAGGCUCCGCUCAUGAAGCCGAAACCUAGACCACAUACGUACGCAAAAACGUGUCUGCUGUUUGCCAGGAAUAGCAAACAUACAAAAGCAGACCCCGCGAAAGCAAUCAAGUGUUAUCAAAGGUCCAGCGCUGGAAAGUCAUUUGCUGAUGAACCCAGUGAAUUACGACCAGGACCAGUACUCGUACUUACCGUCAAUUACUUGUUCAAAAAAGUGUUGUUACGAAAAGACGUCGAUUGGUCGAUAAUUUAUGAGUUUGCCUUCGAUCGAACGAGAGGACAUUUGUUAGAGUGCAUCAAGCAGUUGCUUGUACUGUACGAUGACACUGAUUAUGCAAACGGUGCUGAGAUUGAUGACGGAAAAGAUGCAAAUGAACAAUUCAAGCACAGAUGUGAUAUUGAAGCUGUGUAUCUUCUGCUUUUUUUGGGUGAACAAUCGGCUCUUUCACGAGGAUUGUCUCUUCCUAGUUCUUUCAAAAAGUCAUCAGUUGUUCAGCAAGCAUUGCAGAUAUCUCUUGCAUGGUAUUUAAAAAAUUAUGUACAAGUAUGUCGCAAAGUAUUUCAACUGUCUCCUUUACUUGCAAUGGCUAUUUCAAACAAUCUCAGCUCUAUCAGAAGGGAUGCUGUGCAAAUAAUGAGCGCUGGAUACCAGAGCAAGAAUCUUGUUUACCCCAUUGAAAAAUUCAAAGAGAUUUUACUUUACAAUGAUGUUAAAAAAAUAUCAGAAGAUUGUAAACUUUUGGGUUUACAACUAGUUGAUAAAAAUAUUCAUUUUAAAAAUUGGUUAAGCAAAGCACCAUUAACAACUCCAGAGAGAUUAUUCAAUGAUACUCACCUUGAUGAACUUUUACCAGAUAUUAUUUUUGAGUAA
This is a messenger RNA of Cotesia congregata, 1044 nucleotides long. The record is from the annotation of a GenBank genome assembly. Lineage: Eukaryota; Metazoa; Arthropoda; Insecta; Hymenoptera; Braconidae.